Salvia hispanica is the source of this 432-nucleotide messenger RNA. RefSeq lists its product as uncharacterized. Lineage: Eukaryota; Viridiplantae; Streptophyta; Magnoliopsida; Lamiales; Lamiaceae. The record is from RefSeq and is a predicted model, not a curated record.
AUGGCUGCGUACGCAUCUCGCAGAUCCAACGGACCAAUCCUGGGAUCCACCUCCUAUUCCGCCAGAAUCAACCCGCCUUCCCCCAUAGACAUUUACAACCGCUCGCAAAACCGGUCCAUCUCCAUCACCACCCGAGUCGAUAAAAAACCGGCUGCCGGCCCGAAGCGCGCGUGCAUGUGCUCGCCCACGAACCACCCCGGUUCGUUCCGGUGCAGCCUGCACAAAUCAGUCGCGACCAAGCCCCAAACGCCGCCGUCCGGCAGGCUCAACAUGAGGCGCUCCGCCAUGAAGAAUUCUCUGGUCCGGAUUGGCGCCGUCGAAGGGGAAUGGGUUCGGAGAGCGCUCGCCGCUUUGAUUCGGCCGUCGUCCCAUCAGCAGCGCCGCCGCGCCGAGUUCAGGCGCCGCCCGACCCGCCUCUCCGUCGGGUCCUAG